This is a messenger RNA of Emericellopsis cladophorae, 1767 nucleotides long. RefSeq names its product fad binding domain-containing protein. Gene Ontology annotation, molecular function: oxidoreductase activity; FAD binding. The record is from RefSeq and is a predicted model, not a curated record. The transcript has 2 exons. The coding region runs from base 1 to 1767 and encodes 588 amino acids. Lineage: Eukaryota; Fungi; Ascomycota; Sordariomycetes; Hypocreales; Bionectriaceae.
AUGCGUUUUCUCCCACUUGUCUCGCUGCUGGGGUCGACACUCGCCGCCGCGCAGGAGUGCAGAUGCGUCCCUGGCGACAAAUGUUGGCCGUCGCGAUGCUCCUGGGACGGACUGGACAAGCUCCUCGGCGGCAACAAGCUCAUCAAGAGCCAGCCCCUUGCGCGGUCCUGCUACGACGGGCCCGACAAGGACUUGGACGAGUGCGCCUACGUAACCAAGAUGUGGUCGGACCAGGAUUUCCAGACAUCCCAGCCCAUUGGCCGACCGUACCCGUACAACAUCACCUGCGCGCCCGUCGACUACGCCGCCGACGAGACACCCGGGGAAUGCCUACUGGGUCCCCUCCCGACGUACGCUGUCAAUGCGACAACACGGGAAGAUAUCGAAGCUACACUGGCGUAUGCAAAACGCAAGAACAUCCGCCUCGUGGUCACUGGCACGGGCCACGAUCUGCUGGCUCGAUCGGACGGCUAUGGCGGUCUUGAGGUUUGGUUGCGCCACUUCCGCAACGACAUUCAAUUCCAAAAAACGUUCCAGCCCUCGGACGGCUGCACCAAGUCUGGCUGGACGGGUAGCGCCAUCCACAUUGACGGCAACUACCAGUGGCGCGAUGUCUACAAGGUGGCCAAGGCCAAUGACGCGAUUGUGGUCGGCGGCGGCGCUGUCUCUGUCGGCGCGAUUGGCGGCUGGGCAUCUGGUGGUGGCCACGGGCCUGCCACGCGCAACUAUGGUCUUGGAGCGGAUCAGAUCCUCGAGGCUGAAGUCAUGCUGGCCGACGGGACUGUUGUCACCGCCAACCACUGCCAGAACACGGAUCUGUUUCGGGCGAUGCGUGGCGGUGGUCCUGGCUACGGUAUCACGCUGAGCGCCGUCGUCAAGGCACAUCCCAACGUCGACGUUGUCACGUUUCACUCUCUUGCCAUCGCGCCCUAUGCGCAGACACCCGAGAACGCAGACCUGCUCGACGCCGUCAGCGUGCUGAUCCAGAACUUCCCCGACUUGAGCGAUGCUGGGUUUGCCGGCUACGCCUACUGGUUCCGCAACUUCCCAGGCCCCUUUAUUGGCGAGAUCCAGUCUGGCUACUCUCAUGGCUUCUGGACUAUUGGCAAGACCCAAGAGGAAGCGGAUGCUGGCUUCGCGCCUGUCCGCUCUCUGCUCGAGCCCUUCAAGGAUCGCCUCCUUGUCGUCGAGAGCUUCCGCAACUACACCGACUACUGGUCCUUUUACGAGGCAGAGUCUGGCCUGUACGACCCCACUGGCGACACGUCUAUUGUCACGUCACGCUUGAUUGACCGCCCUGCCGUGGAGGACUACGAACGCGUACGUGAUGCCGUCGAAGUCAUGAGCGGCGACGCCUCGGAAUACGCAUCCAACGUCGUCCUCCUCGUUGGUGGAGGCCAGAACUUUGAAGACGCCGACGACGAGACUUCUGGUCUCCACCCCGCGUGGCGAACGUCAUCCUUUGCGCUCGUCACCGGGCGCGGCGUGCCCAAGACCGCGAGCAACGAGCUGCGCAAAUAUGUCAACGACGAUAUCACCUUCGUCAAAGGCGCCGCCACGAAGAAGCUGGCGCCCAACACGGGCGGUUACAUGAACGAGGGCGACCGACAUGAUCCAGAGUACAAGGACACGUUUUACGGAUCCAACUACGUGGCGCAUCUGGCCACCAAGAACAAGUAUGACCCCGACCAUGUCUUUUACUGUCCGACAUGUGUUGGCUCGGAAGAGUGGAAGGAGAGACCUGAUGGACCGCUCUGUCGGGUUUAG